Cyclocybe aegerita is the source of this 426-nucleotide messenger RNA. Lineage: Eukaryota; Fungi; Basidiomycota; Agaricomycetes; Agaricales; Hemipholiotaceae. The record is from the annotation of a GenBank genome assembly.
AUGCACAUGCUCGGCAACUCUACCAGAGGUCUCUCGCCUAAACAGUGCCGCCUCUUAUAUUGGUCGUGUGUGGUUCCCAUUGCCACAUAUGGCUAUCGUCUCUGGUAUUUUGAUGGCACUCGCAAUAAGGGUGCGAUGAACCAGUUGAAACGGAUGCAGCGGAAAGCUGCUCUAUGGAUUACGGGUGCUUUCCACACCUCACCCACAGGCGGUCUCGAGGCCCUAGCAGGUCUCAUCCCCGUCCACAUUAUGCUGAAGAAGCUGGCAACAUGCACAGUGUAUCGCGUCGCCACCCUCUCGGACACCCACCCUCUUCGCUCUAUGAUGGGCAAGGGACUCCUUAAGCGAGCCGCACCACAUGCUCGCUCUGCCGCCUUGAUGACCCCAGCCAUGCGAGGGAAAGUCAAGAGCACUGUAGGCUCGUGA